This is a messenger RNA of Myotis brandtii (Brandt's bat), 2013 nucleotides long. RefSeq names its product IQ motif containing G (gene IQCG). Gene Ontology annotation, biological process: cilium organization; positive regulation of Wnt signaling pathway; sperm axoneme assembly. Gene Ontology annotation, cellular component: membrane; cytoplasm; external side of plasma membrane. NCBI's taxonomy places the organism in Eukaryota, Metazoa, Chordata, Mammalia, Chiroptera, Vespertilionidae. The record is from RefSeq and is a predicted model, not a curated record. The transcript has 5 exons. The coding region runs from base 363 to 1844 and encodes 493 amino acids. Gene Ontology annotation, molecular function: protein binding; signaling receptor activity.
UUUCAGCUUUGUAAGCUGCAACGUGUAUGAUAUUGGAGCAGAGGCAGGCAGAGCGGUAGCCAGCUAAAGGAGGAGAAACAACGGUCCCAGAAAGCCCCGCGUUGCCAUAGAAACAUCGUCGUUGGGUUCCUGCGUCAUCGCGUGCGGUAGGUGGAAAAAGCGAGGCCGGCUAAGAAAGUGAGGCGGGCCGGAGGACGUCACCCCCGCUUCGGGCACCUCAGGUCAUUGUGUCAGUGUUGUCCUGGAAGGAGAAGAUUGGCAGAGUUGAAGAGCAUUUACUAAGGAGUCUGCGUACAAAGCUGACUUCAUUUUUGUGAGAUUAUACAUGUACCUUGGAAGUUAACAAAGCUAACUUAAGAAGAAUGGAAGCAAGCCAACUGGAAGCCUCAGAUCUUUCUUCAAAACCUUGGCAACCUGAGGUGAUGGUGUCAGUGACAGGCGAACCACCUAGUGUUGUAGUAGAAGAAACAGCUCAAGAAGCAGACAUAGAAGUCAUCCCAGAAAUCAUAGAGGCACUCUCCAUUCUAGAUGUACUGAGGAUCUCUGCUGUUCUGGAAGAUACCACAGACCAGCUCUCUAUUCUGAACUAUAUCAUGCCAGUUCAGUAUGAAAGAAGACAAAGUAGCAGCAUGCUGGCGAUUGGUGGAGAAAGCGGCAGCUGUCCCAGUGGAGGCAACGAUGGGGCGGUCCCCGGCAGUCGGGACCAGCUGGAACGUGUCACCCCCUGGCGCUGUGGUGAUCGCUCACCUUCCCCACGUGUUGACCUGCACUGCUGUGGCCAGCGGGGAGCCAUGGCCGUGCUCGUCAUGCUUCUGUCCUUGGUGGCGGGUGUUUUGGGGAACGAGUUUAGUGUAUUAAGAUCACCAGAGUAUGUUGUUUUCCGCAGUGGAAAUUGGUCUAUACCAGGAGAGCGAAUCCCAGACGUGGCUGCAUUAGCCAUGGGCUUCUCUGUGGAAGAAGAACUUUCUUGGCCUGGACUUGCUGUGGGUAACCUAUUCCAUCGUCCUCAGGCGACUGUUAUGGUGAUAGUGAAGGGAGUGGACAAACUCGCUCUACCCCCAGGCAGUGUCAUUUCCUACCCUUUGGAGAAUGCAGUUCCUUUUAGUCUUGACAGUGUUGCAAAUUCCAUUCAUUCCUUAUUUUCUCAAGAAAGUCCUGUAGUUUUGCAGUUGGCUCCCAGUGAGGAAAGAGUGUAUAUGGUGGGGAAGGCCAACUCAAUUUUUGAAGAUCUUUCAGUAACGUUAGGACAGCUCCGCAAUCGCCUGUUUCAAGAAAACUCUGUUCUUAAUUCACUUCCCCUCAAUUCUCUGAGUAGUAACAGUGAAGUUGAUCUGCUCUUUCUUUCUGAACUGCAAGUUCUGUGUGAUAUUUCAAGUUUGCUGUCUCGACAUAAGCAUCUAGCCAAGGAUCAUUCUCCUGAUUUAUAUUCACUGGAGCUGGCAGGUUUGGAUGAAAUUGGGAAACAUUACGGAGAAGAUUCUGAGCAAUUCAGAGAUGCUUCCAAGGUCCUUGUUGAUGCUCUGCAAAAGUUUGCAGAUGGCAUGUAUAGUCUUUAUGAUGGGAAUGCAGUGGUAGAGCUAGUGACUGUCAGAUCAUACGACACAUCACUUGUGAGGAAGACAAGGACUAUCCUUGAGACAAAACAAGAGAAGAACCCAUCAAGUCCCUAUAACCUUGCAUACAAGUAUAAUUUUGAGUAUGCGGUGGUUUUCAACAUGGUACUUUGGGUAACGAUCUCCUUGGCCUUGGCUGUGAUUAUCACCUCUUACAAUAUUUGGAACAUGGAUCCUGGAUAUGAUAGCAUCAUUUAUAGGAUGACAAACCAGAAGAUUCGAGUGGAUUGAACUUCCUUUAUGCCAGAGAUACAAAAGGGGUUUGGAAAUUGGCUGUUUUGUGAAAAUAGUGUAAUUUAGAGUAGAUAGUAUACUUUAAAUUUGUUUUAAAAAGCAAAUUUUGUUCUCUAUUUUGUGUGUGCCUGUGAAGUUGUUUUAUAGUAAAGUAUAUUGACAUGAA